Prorocentrum cordatum is the source of this 828-nucleotide messenger RNA. The record is from the annotation of a GenBank genome assembly. NCBI's taxonomy places the organism in Eukaryota, Dinophyceae, Prorocentrales, Prorocentraceae.
AUGACGCUAGACUGUGUUUCACCUGUGCUCGAAGAGUUGGGCGUCUGCCCAGCUCUCGUGUUGGGCAGCCUACAUGGUAUCGUGCCCGUCCGUGUCGCCUGCGCGGACUCUCAGUCCGAUGCUGGAACCUACUCCCAGGCUGGCAGCCGCGCCACCUACCAAUUCAACUCGACGUUUGCGUUGACUCACUCUACGCCCGGCUACCAGUCCGUUGCCAACUCCAUUUUCCAGUACGAUAUUUGCGCCGGCCACCAAUCCGACGCCGGCGACGACGCCCAGUACGAUGCCUUCGCCGGCUCCCAGUCCAACGGUAGCGCCGCUCUCAAGCCCGACGUCUGCGCCGACCCCCUGUCCGACGGCUGCACCAUCCCCAGUCCGACGCAUGCGCUAUCUCCCACCAAAUGCGAGUACACAUACGACCACAUUUCGAAUGAAGCAUUCCCCCGCAGCGAGCUGCAGCAGCGGACUCUGCUCCCGAUGCCGCCGUUGGCCCUGCAGAGGUGGCGGGCGGGCUCGGCGCCAGCGGCCCGUCCGCGGGCGCCCCGGGCGGGGGCGCUCUGCUGGCGGCGCUGCAGCUCAGCGCGGCGCCGCCGGAGGGGCAGCCGCGGCUCUCGGGGACGAGCCUGCUCGUCGUGGGGCUCCUGCUGCUGGCCUCGUGCGCCUCGUGGCUGUGGUGCUUCGCGCGGUUCGCCAGGAGUGAGCCCGAGGACAAGCAGCAGGUGGCCGCCUGGAAGCCCCCGCGAAAGCGCAGAGCUGGCUUCUCCUGCGCCCAGCCCCGAAGGGAGGCCGGGAGAGCAUGGUCUCAGCAUGAAGGAAACGCGCCCUUGA